GUGUAUAUCAGCACUACCAGUACCACUUCCUUUCACGACAUGGUGUCCUGCUGAACUGAGUGUUCGUCUUGUUAGCUAACUAGUGUGUAAACAGUCCUGCCUAAAUAAGUUUUGCGUCGACGGGAACGGGAGUAAUCUCUAAAAUUUAGAAAUACAAGAUGCCGGUGGCAGUAGGACCGUACGGACAGACCCAGCCCAACUGCUUUGACAGAGUUAAGAUGGGCUUCAUGAUGGGAUUCGCUGUAGGGAUGGCGGCAGGCGCGAUGUUUGGAACCUUCUCCUGUCUGAGGAUCGGCAUGAGGGGCAGAGAACUGAUGGGAGGAGUGGGGAAGACCAUGAUGCAAAGCGGCGGCACCUUCGGCACCUUCAUGGCCAUAGGCAUGGGUAUCCGGUGCUGAUACUGCCCGUCGCCAAACUCUUCAGCAUGAACACUUCACCACACGCCACCUCGCCAACUUGCAUACUCUCUGUACGUGAUUAUGGUUUCUGGGAGAAACUGCUCCAAUAAAGGCUCUGAUAAUUGACACAAAGUGCAAAAAAAAAAAAAAAGUCCUGGGUGUGCCACCUGGCUCUUUGCUAGGGGAUUGUUAAUGUUUCUAAUUUAAAGUUUAAGUAUAGUAUGGCUGUUCAGGAUCUGGGGUGGAUUUCAGAGAUACAAGCACGCAUCCUCCGUUUAGUGUUGGGGAUCGACUCCUGUCUUCUGGUCUUGGUGAUGCAACUCAAAGUAGCCGAGGAGAGGGGGGGGGGGGGGGUUGGGAGAAGCUAGUCCAAACCUUGUGGUGCAUCGACGUUGGUCCCGUCCAGGGGGUUGACGAUGCCUGGGUAAUCCUUCCCGAAUGACAGAUGCUUGAUAAAGUGAGUCAUGUUGAUCUGCAAAGAGACGAGAGGCAGAUCAGUUACCCUGCCGACCCCUUCGUAUGAAAGUUCAAUCAGGUAAAAGAAAAUGUGUGCACUUAGCUACUUACGUUGUCUAGACCAAAACUCUGUAGAUCAUGAACUGCAAAGGAAACGCAAGCCGUUUAGGUGAGUGUCAUUCUCAGAGCAGUCUGAUUUGUGCUUUCAGGGGUUAAAAUGAAUGCAAAUGGAACGUUUAGGCUACUUUUUGUUGACUGUGAAACAAUAUUACUGUUGAAUUUUAAAAAACGGAAACCGUGGCAUCAGCCUGAAUUCAAAUUGGAUGUAAGCGGUGCAGAGAGAAGUGAAUUCUGUGUGAAACAGCAGAAAGGGGUUUUAGUACUUUUGAUUUGUGCUCCUUCACCAAAUAAAUCUGAACUGCAGGUGAAA
Messenger RNA from Conger conger (European conger), 1284 nucleotides. RefSeq names its product reactive oxygen species modulator 1 (gene romo1). Gene Ontology annotation, biological process: protein insertion into mitochondrial inner membrane; protein import into mitochondrial matrix. The transcript is spliced from 3 exons. The record is from RefSeq and is a predicted model, not a curated record. Gene Ontology annotation, cellular component: TIM23 mitochondrial import inner membrane translocase complex. Bases 159 to 398 code for a protein of 79 amino acids. NCBI's taxonomy places the organism in Eukaryota, Metazoa, Chordata, Actinopteri, Anguilliformes, Congridae.